AAUUGCUUCUCUUGUGCUUUCACAUAUUAAAUCUUUCAUUUGUCUACGGAACUGUUUGGGAGGCACUCCGAUUUCUUCGAUUAGUCAUAUGUAGGAUCCAUCGCAAAAAUUUCAUGUGAGCUGACAAAAAAUGGUUUUCUUAAUCAAAAAGAAAAAUAGUUAACAUCAAGUGCAAAGUCUAAAGAACCUGGCUGUAACUAGGUUGCAAAUUUUAACGCCUGAGAAAUCAUUGGGCUACUGAUUUUUCCGUGGGAGUCCAUUAUUUACUGUGAGUAUGGUACCUUUUUGUAAUCAUUACACCUAUAUCUCCUCUAACUGUUUCUGCUGAUACCCAGUGGAUUUGGACUGAAAUUUUGUGAAAGUAUAAAUUUAAGUUUGAAUGUUUCAUACCAUGUAAAAGUGCCAGUAGCUAUCAUUCAACGUCGUGUAAUGUCAUGUAAUAACCACAGAGAGAACAGACAGAAGGGAAAAUCAAGAAAGGCCUUUUUACGUGAUACAACCAGACAAAAAGUUUUCAACUAGAUUGUCAAUUAUGACUGAGGACAACUGGUGCUUUUAUCGCAAUGAUUAGCCGGCCUUGUAUAUCGCCCUAUAGUUGUAACACUAAAACACGCAUAUUGUGAAAACAUAAUUAGUGAACCUAAAGAUAACACAAAGGAAACAAUAUCCUGAUGGAAUUUGAAUGAAAUAUCCGUAUGUCUAUACCAACCUUUAGGCAGCUCAGCCCUGUGCCAAAGCAGUUAUCGACGGUUUUUUUUUCCGGUUGUCAGCUUUAGAUGAGACGCUAGUCUUUUCAUUUCGAAUUACCGGCUACCAAUUCAGUAUAAAUCGGGAGCUAUUAUCGGUCAGUUAUAAACUGAACACAAUAUGUUUUCAAAACCUUUUUCUUUCCCUCCUUGAGGCAGAAACACAUUUAGGAGAAAAGGAAAAAAAGGAAGCAUGAGUACUCUUGAAAAUUCCCUUCUUCUUCUAUAACAUAUAUACAGCUUUACAGGAAAAUUCAUUAACGAAGGAAAGUAUUUAGAGUUAACUCGUGAAGAUUCCAUAAUAUGCGUCUACGUAAAAGCUCUCAAAAAUGAUUUUAUAUCUGCGCAUAUGCCUUAUGUUCCGAAAAUUACCUCUAGCGAUGUAGCUAAAAAAAGUGAAGAUUUUGGGCUUGAGUAAGAUAUGCACCAGACAAUAUUUUUCAUCUCCGUGAAAGUGUUAGGUUAAGUUUGUCGGUCUACGUAUGUUUAUCAUGUCAAACAGGUAGUUGUAAGAAGUACACCCUAAGCUUCUCACCCCGGGAGGGAUCAUUAGACGUCAAGCCUAAAUUUCCCUUUUUGAGCUCCAAAGUUUUCGGAUAAGGACAAAAAAAAGAUAAAAAAAAAAAACUUCAAAUUUAUAAAACUGUGAAUUCCUGGAGGAAACUCCCGGUUGCGAAUUUAAGAUGGCGAGUGAGUUUCAGGGCUUAUAUUAUGAGUGACGUUUCAUUUCAUUUCUAAGGAGUGUUUGGCAAAUGAAUAAACUGUAAUCAUGGAACCACGACUUGAAACUUGAUGAUGAGGAUAUUAAGUACACCUACACCUGAAUCUCCUGUGUUGUUUAGAAACGUUUUAUUCUCAAUGCGAGUAUACAAGAAAUUCAGAAGUUGAUGAAAUAAAGGAAUCAUACAUCCUCGUGCAUACCGAGCUAUGCAUCUGCACAACAGGGAAAGACUGAGCUAUUGUAAUUUAAUCGGUUAAAUUGAAUUUCUGUGCAAAAAGCGUAUAGUUGAAAAACGUCUCCAAGCGUUCUUUACCUAAACCUAGAAACAGAUUCUUUUAAACAAUUAUUUUCAUUCGUCAGGCCAAAUAACCUCCGCGUACUCUAAAAGCUCUUAAAGUCUAUCCAUUUCUCCGACAUAGGUCGACAAUGCAUAACUAUAAGUUUUGUCUCAAUAUAAAGUCACCAGAGAAGUUACAGCAAGUGAUGAAUGUUAUACGAACGACUACUAUUUUCAGUCUGCUGAUAUAUAUCGAAUUUAUUAGAAUUUAUCUUGAUACCAAUGAUCAAGCGGUCCGUGAAAAUAUGUUUCACAGAUUAAAUGCACUGCAGUGAAGAUAUAUCACCUGGAUGAUAGUCGAAAAUUUUGAGUGGAUUCUUAUUUGCCACCGAAAUAUGGCACUUGAAUUUAGAAGCUGCGAAAUUGUUAACGAAAGCCUUACACUUCAAUAUUUCCAUGAUCAACAUCAAAACUGAGUGUCUUUGUCGUUGACAACGGCGGGAUUAUGAACACCACCUUCCUGAUUAGGUCUGACUUCCUCAGUCUGGGGAGCGCCAUUCGUUUGGUAAUACGGGAAAUUGUGUCGAGGCGCUGAUGGAGAUUCUGACCAUCCAUCUCCGUAACUGGACAGUGGGUAUGCGGGCUCACCAUGUUUGGGAAUAUCGAGACCUAAGGAAAGCAGAAGGAAUCCUAAAUGUUGACGAAAUGGUGAAAUAUCAUCAUGUUAAAGAAUCAUAUUGAUCAAAGUUGGUACCACGAUAUACAAUCCAAUACCAUUCUACACGUUUAACAUGGAAGCACUCGUCUUCAAUAUUUACUCCACUCAGAAACGUAAUUCAUCAAAUUUAUUCAAGACAAGGCCGCCAUUUUUCUAUUCAAUCUUUUUCUUAAGUUUAAUGCAGUGAAAGUAUUUACCUUUCAACUCGAUUUCUUCACUGACGCGAAGUUGUUUGAGGAGAUGCAAAGCAAAGAAUAAAAUGAUAGCCCACGCUGCAGACCAGGCUAUGAUGACAAGUACACCCAGCAAGUUCCAGCCAAACGCACGGAAUGCAAGCUCGUUUCCUUUUACAAAUAUUCCAGAUUCCUUGUUAAAGAUGGGGACAGAAAGUACGCCCCACAGGCCACCACCAAGAUGAACUGUUGAAAAGAAAUAAAAAUACUUAAAAAGUUUGCUUUGCUUGCAUUUGGAUUGCAGCAGCUUUACUUCCCUAGUACAUUUACUCUUCAAAAGGAGCUAAACAAGGGCAAUUCCCCUAAAUCUCUAUCAGCUACCUUGGUGACUGACUAACCUGUUGUGACUACAACUUCCGUACUACUGUAAAGUCACCUUUUGGGCUACGGUAGUCUUAACUGGUUUUGCUUAUACAAUCAUUUUUCUGCCUCUGUUCGUACAGGUUUUGGUGGCACGGCAGCCCAUGACAAUGCUAGUUAUACUAACACUGAGGGUAUCACAGCUUCUACUAACGACUUCAUUUUGUUAAAACGUAAGAAUAGUAAGCGAACUUUCAUGUGCUUAAUGGUUGGUCACUUACCAGCCACAGCAUCUAAAGGGUCAUCAACUUUUAGCCGCAGCAUGGAAGUACUCCAAGCCACGUACGCCAAUCCUGCGAUGACUCCAAUGAUCAAAGCAGCAUAGGGAUGAACGGCAUUACAACCUGCGCACAUUGCAACCUAAACAACAGAGAAAAGUUUGCAGAGAGUAACAUGUCUUGUUCAAGAUCAGAGGCCUAAUUCUGGACCACUCAAUCGUGAGUGGGGCAAAACAGUGUUGUCAGAAGACUUUGUCUAGAACUGACCGAAUACAAUCCCAACCUGUUUCCCUUACCAUUCCAGUUAGUCCGCCAUUAAUGGUGAAAAGCAAACUCCAGUACUUUUCUGCAAAGCCCAGGCGUUUGACAAUCAUGGCAGUAAGAGCACCUGCGGCUCCUGAAUGAUAGAAGAGGACUAUAUGCAUUUUUUCUAUAAGCAAUGAAAAGAAAAGAAAUCAUGGAAGAUUUAGUGGAGUCUGGCUCACCUCCGAGGAUGGUGUUGACUAUGGAUAAUGCUACAGCAUCAGCAUCGCCUUCAUUAGCGAUGGCUGCUUGGGAGCCACCAUUGAAUGCCAGGAAACCAAAGAACAGGAUGAAUCCUCCCAGAGCUGCUUUCUAUGAAAUUACAAAGAGAGACAGAUUCCACUUCUCAAACACUACUUACAAGACAGAAAGUCCAAAAGAUAGAAUAUUUCCCUAAAAUAUGCGAAGAUGAAAGUUUUCUUACCGGUACAGUAUGUCCUGCCAGUAGCACUGGUGCACCACCAUCAAAACGUCCGAUUCUGGGCCCCACGAUAGCUGCACCGACCAGAGCAACCAUUCCACCCACUGCGUGGACAACCCCACUUCCAGCAAAGUCCUAAAAUAAUACAAAAGGGCUCAGUCGGUGAAGUUUGCAAGUCAGUGGAACUCUGUUUAACCCCUGUUCAGAUCCCAUACCAAUUGUGUUACGUUAUGUUUUGGAACACAAACUUUGCACAUUUUAUCAACCAAAUUGUGCGAUUUCAGUGAAUGGACAUUUCAGAUUUUCAGUGGUUUACCUGGUAUGUUACAGAUAAGGUUACAUUGCCGUCAGUGUACUCCGCACCCUUGUACAGCCAACCAUUUCCAUCCCAAGCCCAGUGAGUGACUACUGGGUACAAAAAUCCUGCAAAAAAGAGCGUCAUCUUAACUGGUGCUACGGUUCCUCAACAGUGCUACUGUAUCUACAUUUUAAAGUUUUUAAAAGAAGGCUACCCAGACAAUUAGUUUACCAAAAACCUGCUCUCAAGUUUUGUUUAAGCAGUCGAUUUAAAGAUGUGUAUCCUCGUUAUCUAACGAACCCUACGACUUGAAAACAACUAGUCCUGCACUCACCGGUCAAAAACAUUGAGUAAAUAAGAUAGGCUUUAAAUUCAGUUCUCUCUGCCAUGGCACCACUGACAAUUGUUGCUGCUGUGGCCGCGAAAACGAAAUGAAAAAACCAGUGAGAGUAUUUGUCAGCUGGUAAAUUUGCCAGCGCGAAAUACUCAUGUCCAAUAAAGCCAUUGCUUUUUCCUCCAAAGGCAAAAGCGUAACCGAACAACCAAUAAGCCACUGCACCAAUAACUGUUUGAAGUAAACCAAAAUAAACAAAAAGCAAUUCAGUGGAUAGCAAUAGGACGGCAAGUGCCAAGAAAUCAUUUUUUUUUUUCUGUUCUAUGACGAAAUUGUUUGCAAAAUAAGUACUGUAAUCCCAGUUUCCAGCUCUCUUACUUAAUCGUUGGACCCGUUCUCUAAAGCUACCUACGAAAAAUUAGUCACUACUUACAUACGUCUAGAACGUUCUUGAUGAGGAUGUUUGUUGUGUUCUUUGAUCUCACUGACCCAGCCUCAAGAAAUGCAAAUCCUGCCUGCAUAACUGAAAUAAUCACAAGUUAAAUCAGAAUGAGGAAUGAAUAUAAACCAUCGUUAUAAAUAUGCUUUCGAAAGGAGAAGUAGAGAUCAUAUCUUUUUCGUUUUCAACUACAAACGACAACCGUUGAAAAAAAAAAAAAAAAGAAAGAAAGAAGGAAAGAAAGGACACCAGCAAAAACAUGAUUAGGUGUAAAUUUUCACUUGCGGAGGAAAAGUACUCUUUGUUAAGAAGAAAACAGAGACAGUUGGGUAAAGGUAGAGAUGAAAGGGAAAAAUAGUAUGCAUUUUGAAAUUGAUGUCUGCUUUUAGUUAGUUUCUCGAACUUUCGGCUAAGAGUACGAGACUACUGAUCUGGAUAAUUGAGACUCCAAAAACGCCGUGAAUCUAAAAUUAGAUUCAAAUAAACAGAGUUCCACUUAUUCGGUACAUCGUUACAAAGUAAAAGCUCGUAUCGGUCUUUUAAAAAAAACGGAUCGUAAAUUUUUUCUCGGUGUUUUCAUCCAAUAUUUUUAUAUAUACCUGGGUUUCUUGAUAUGUUUUUCAUCUAUUUCAUGAUUUUCAUUAGUUGUUCCAGCUCAGUGCAUCUUAAAUAAACACUUAAGACUGUUUUGUUGUUUUCAAUCGCCAAACAAAAGCAUUGCCUCUGACCACGAUUUGAUUAUACUCAAGGUCAUGAUAAGACAUAAAAGAUGUUGAUUUUGAAUGAAUGUCAGCAGACUUUAAGUUAAUAUGUGAGUUAACGAACUUGAAAUGUUUCCAGUAUCUUUACACUGAAAACAAAUCUGAUGUAGUACUUGUGUAACAGACCAUCAUUCUCUUUAUCGUACACCGGCUUUCAGUAAUGUGAAGCAUUUCUUAAUAAAAUUAAAUUAUUGACAUACCAAUCAUUUAUUCGUGUUUAUGAUUCUAUCAAUUUAGCAAAUUGAAUCAAACCUGGAACCCAAUUUACCUACCAUUUUGCUCGAACUUGUACUCAAAACUGGCUCUCCCAACAUAACGCAAGUUUUCCAACGGUUUUGAUCCAUAAAACAUACGAUUUUUUUGGUCGCUUCAUUUUUUCAUGCCUACUCUAACCCUUAACCCCUAAAGCUGGAGUAAAAAGUGAGAAACUAAUGAUAAUUAUGCCCAGUAAAGAAAACUUUUACUUUGUAGCUUAUUAACAGAGCAGUAAAUGGCAAAGUGAAUAAGCAUCAAAAAUACAGUAUCUGCAAUCAGUCGGCUGGCAUAAUCACCAUUUCUGGUUGGAACAGUCAAUGUUUUGUAUCUCAAAAUUUUCAAAACCGUAAAGAAUUCUAUUAGCUGGUGCACAAAGGAAAAAAGAGAAUUUUGUAGAUGCUUUCUGAGAUAAGGAGAGUUCAUAUAUCCAUUAAGAACUCAGAAAUGUUAAUUGUUUUUUAAUUGAGACUUGAAAAUUUAAACAAAUAUACAUUGAUGAAAAAGGCAGAAGUGCUUAGUGCACAUGCUGCAUCCAUGAAAAAGGUUUGCCUCUGGUACUUCCAACAUAAUUCCAAUUCAACAAGUCCGUUUUGGCUUUCCUUUCUACUGAUAAAGCAAACAGUUUUAAGUUCUGUAGACAGGUGUUCAUUUCGCAGUGGUGAUAAACAGAUAAAUAUGCAGGCUUAAUUUACUUUACCAAUAUCCCACCACAUUUAUUCAAGGCGCUAACUCAGUAAAAUAAUGACUUUUUAUUUGAACUGAGAAAACCAUAACAGAUGAUUUCAUAACUAUAUUGAAACUGAUCAAUCUUCAAUAGUGCUAUUAUCAGGGGAAAAAUUAAUUCUGGCUAAUUUAAGUAGUUGAACUGAAGUCAAGUUUCCCAUUUCCUCUGGUUAUCUUAACUUAUUCCUCCUUCCAUUAUUAAGAUUAUUUUUUUGUACUGAAAUGUAAGGAAUUCUAAACUCAAUUCUUUUAUUUUUGUUUUUAAGUCAUUUUAGUCCGGAAUUUCACCCGACAUUCUUUUAACAUUAAUGGCUGAAAGCAACAUUUAUUUCGUACCGGGAACAAUUUUUGACACUUUUUGAGUCUGCAGAGUGUGUCAUAGCUUUUCAUAUUGGUAGUUUAGACCCUUAAAUUAGAUCAAUGUUUGUCGCUGAGACAUUUAAUUCGAAGGAUGUGCGAUUGUAAACAACCACGCUGUUUAUGCAAAUAAGAAAUGGUCGGGAUCCGUUUGUGAGUAAAAUCCCAAUCAUCUCGGAGAAUUUUCUUUUAACUGUGAUAAUCAUUUUUGACAGCAGUCGUUCUUUCCUUAAACUCAGGGUUGAAGUGUCACGUUUGAGAUCUCAAAGAGAUAGCUUUUAAGAGUGUGUUUGAAAAUAACUUCGCUUCGGGCUCUCGUUAUGCUUGUUGUUCAUCUGACCUCUUACGUCAAUGUUGCUUUUCAAUGCAGACCCUUUAGCGAUUUUACUUAUCUUUAGACAUCUUCAUGUAAGCACUGGGUUAUAUACUCUGAUUUUGCUUGAAAGAGCUUCGUGAAAUAUCAAAUGACGAGGUAUGGCUCAAUAAUUCGCCACAUUUACGUGGUUGAGGGCACAAACUUAAUUGCCCUCUUCUAUACUACAUACGUCUACAGAAUGUUUAGACUCUCCGAGGCUAUAUAUCUCCGUCUGUUUCACUGUAUCACCUGCAAUCUACGUGGUUUUACUAAUUUCAUAGUACUCGUGAAAACAGUGCGAUUGUUUGCGCUAACUCGUCAAAAUUAUGUAAAUGCUGAAAAAACAGUGUACGAUUGUGCUAUUAUACAUGUUUAAUACACUGGUGUAUGUCUACUAACAAAGGGAAUCCUUGAUGCAUUAGUCAGAGGUAAUUUCUGCUACAUCCAGUUGUUCAGGACAUACAUCUCUAAAAACCCGGUGAAGAUCUAAUUACACACGUUCUUCUCAUUCCUCAGGAAGUAUGUUUUGAUGCGUGCGGAAGUCGUUGCGUAAAUUUUAGCCGGCUUCUUUCCCCCACUUGAUGGAGGAAUCAAGUUUAAUUUGCAAACAGAGAUUCUAGUUUUCAAAAUUUUUACAUACCUUUCGCGCAACACACAAGGUAUCAGCAAAAUAAGGGGAAAAAAAUUGACAAUGCUAUCUAAAAUAAUAUACUCACAGAAAAUGAGGCAUCCCAUGAUCACCAAAAAGAACUGAUCAAGAUUUCCGCGCAAAGCGUCAAUGCCGUUGCUGAGUGCGGUAACGUUAGCCAUUUUGAAGUGGUUCAGUGAGAUUCAGUUUUGUUGUAGAUGUUGGAGCUAGUCAAAUAUUAAACUAGACGGCGUUUAUAGUGCCUCCCAAGCAACUACUCGUUGCUAACUGGCGGGUGACUAAUUAACAGGAGCAAGCCGAGGUGAUGUAUUAAUGAAAAACACUUUUAGUGUCACCAUUGGCUGUUGCCCACGUGAUUGGACUUGCCUCUACGACACCGAUGAAUAACAACUGCGCGUGAAUAUUUCGCUUUGAAUACCGACCUUCAGCCCCCAUAGACAUAGAUUUUGCACAGUAUUAUUUGUGAACAGAGCUUCAGUUAACGCACUUUCUGGUUAAUCAUUAAUUCGGUAGUAUAAAGUGUGUGUGUCUUUUCAAGGAGCAUUCCAUCGCCACGAAACUCACACCACGCUUCGUGAGAGAGAUGGGAAACUCUUUGAGUAUAUACGUUUAGAAUAAAUUUCAUAAAUGAGUUAUCGACUUCGAGACAGUGUUUUGUUUCCACGGUGAUGUCGAUGAGUGAUCGCAUACGUAGUUAAAUUAGACCCCCAUCAGUUUACAAACGGACCUUAACCUCACGAAAUCGACCUCCUCGCUUUUAGACUAAAAACUUCGACAAAUUUGCCUGUUAGUCACUUGAUGAGCGAUCCGUCAUGUCUCUUAGUAUAACACAACAGUAAUUGCUUAGGGUUAGGGUUAAUCACGCGUUGAAAGAGGCUGUCAUCAUCUAAUGGACGUACCAGUCCUGUACCACGCAUAUCAAACAAGUGAAGAAAACAAACAUAAAAACAAUUAGGGAUAUUUUUGCACGUGAACAGACGAAGCUCAUCUUUAAUGCCACGAGUUCCGGAUGCGUUCCAAAAACGUGACCUGGCGUGUGAGGUGACUGGAAUGCGAGGCAAAGUCCACGAAAUUUUUUUAUAAAAUGUAAAAUGUGUAGUCGGAGAAAAGCAGAAGACUAUAAAGAAAAAAAAAAAGAUGAUUCUCCUCAAUGAUACUUGCGAACUUGGGUAAAAUUUUCUUGAAUUAAUAGCCUUAAAAAAUUGGUAGGAGGCCGCUACAUGUACAUCACCGAGUUAUUUCCCUUGCCUGGUAUUCUGAGAGAAAAACGUUUGAUAAAGGAGAACAAGUAAAGGAAAAAUUCUGAUUUCCUUGUAAGAAUUCUGACACUCCAUGUCCAGACGUCUUAUGUUUCCUUUGCACAUGCGCGAAAGGGACGUAGUGCACUGCCAUGUCCGCUUUUUGGUCCAAAUCAAAAUACAUCUGAGACGUCUCUACUGUCACGCAAGGUAGAUACAGGAUGUCUUCCUCUCCUCCAACGUGUGUUCCUUUCCUGUCACGUUUCCCCACUGCCAUGUUGUCCAAGCCCCGUCACCUUUAAACUGAGUGACUUCACCCCUAAGCGUGCACACCGCAUCCCAUGCAAGGUCAACUAAAUUUAUCGAUUAGCUAUCGCGAUCCAUCAAUAUCACAAUACUUACCUGAUGAAAAACCAAUUAUAUCCUGAGUCUUUUUGACAUUUUCACACUUGUUGGCUCCUAGAGGAAUUUUGCAUGUUUCUUGUUCGCUCAGAUCACUGUCAGUCCCGUCAGGUAGGAACGCGUGUUGUUUUCGAUCCGCUUGGAAGUUUCCUUACAAUGGAAAUACUUUGGUGAGAUUUGUUACCAUCUCCUUCCUCGCGCGUUUCCACUCCGGCACCUGUCACGACAAUUUUUAUUUACCAAAGUGGGCUCUCCAGCUGGGAAAUGCCUGUUUCCCUGCCUUCUAAAGCAAUUUCAAUUUUAAAAUUUUCAGGAAAGUGUACUAAUACAUAGAAAUAAGACGUUUUAAGUACAUUACUGCCUCGAAAGGUAGUCAUUUACUUAAAGUGACAUAGUAAACAGUAUCCCAUUACCCCUCUUCCUUGGUUGGGCCUGAAUUUUCUUAUGACUUGUGUGUGAGUAUUUUCCCUCCCCCUGAGUAGGAUGGAGAUUCAUCACAUGUCCACCCCCUCCCAGCUUUUCUUCCGGUUUGACUAACUCUUUACUGGUACUUAAUCAUACUCUUAGGUUGGGGAAAGGGGGGGGGUGGGGAAACAGUGUGAGACACAAGACAAUGAUACAGCCAGGUUUCGCGCCAGCAGAGCCGUUGUGAUUCUUCGUUCCAGACUAAAUUAGGAAGGAAACUAGUACAAUUUCCUCCUAGAUCAAUAAGCGAUAAAUGCGUUUUAAAAAAUUUAAUUCCCGAAUCGUUAUCUCUCAUUUUCGUUCGAUGCGUGUUACUACACAUUUUUUUCACGUGUAGCGUGACGCGUUUAGAUCUAUUACCCAAGAAACACUGGGAACAAGUUAAGAAAGAGGUAAAAACAUGGCGGCAGAAUAUCAAGACUGUGAUGUGGCAAUGAUGGCCUGUUAAUUAUGAUACCUAUCAGCAACUUGAUUGAUACUUACCUUACAGAUCACGUUAACUUUCGUUUGAAGAAGAAAUUGACCUUACGGCGGCCUUGCGACAAUGGCAUACCAUCCAAAUGUUACAUCUUAAUCAAUCUCCUAGUUCCCUGAUUUUGAGGUAACCAAUAUUAGUUUACAUCAAAAAUCUAACUGAUGAACCUGUUGUUUUUAAGUAGUUUUUGCCUCUUGUUGAUGUCAGUUGCCAUUUGAGCCUCUGACAUAAUCAGGGUUAACGAUUUCCUUUUAGACAAGAUCUCAUCAAUUCCAAUUUGACCUGGGAACAGCGGACAUGAAGAGGCAACUCGUGGAAUGACCACUGCUGAACCUCAUGUAUUUUUUAAUUUUUGUUUUAUUAGGACAGCAAAUUAUAGUUUGACAUUAUACUUAUAGUAAAAUAAUUUUAUGAUAAAUCAAAAUCUCCAUAAAGAAGAGGGAAUUUCAGGCGAGAUUUAUCUCCUACGCUUAAUUUUCUUGGCUUUUAUAGACUUUCAAGGAAUUUCGAGAAACUUUUAGUUUUGUAUGCAAUAUAUUUGUAUUGUUUCGACGGUUCUUCUAUUAUCUUCAGUUCUGAUUUAUACAAAGUACAAAGUUGAAUUUAAAGUGUGCAACACAAUGCUGGUUGGACAAAACAAACAAUAGUAGCAAGACGAUGUAUGUAUUUACAGGGAAAGUUUUAAAUUAACAUGAUAAAGUUGAUGAUUAAGUGUAGGUUAUUCCCAUUGAAUGUGAAUAGCUUUGUUGAUUUUAAGUUGGAAAGUUGUGGAAAUAUGAACUAAGAUGAUAAAACACUCAUCAGAAUAUAGAGUGCAACAUUGUGGAGAAUUAUGUAGAUGUCUGAAAAUGUGAGAGGACCUAUCACUGACCAAGUGCUCAUGCAUGCGUGUGGAUAAAUGCAGAAAGGUUUCGCUGAUAUAGCAGGCAUUGUAGCCUACAUAUAAAAACUUAUAAACCACACACAUAUGGAGCCCAUGAAGGAUAGGGUCUUUCACACCAAACAUAUCACCUAUUUUAAAAGAUAAAAAAAACCAACUUAAUAUUGAUGUUGUUACAAUAAUGCCUAGCAAAUUGGUUAACCCUUUUUUGUGUGACAACGUAAUAUAUUUGUACUGAUUAAUCCUUUGGUAGCAAUAAGACAUCUCCCCUCCCCCCGGCAACCCCAGGGCAUUUGAACUUUUAGAGAAUGGUUCAUUUCAAAUUUCUUUCCCCAUGAGUCAUAAUUUUGUAUUUACUAAAGAUUCUAAUUGAUUGGUGCAUUAUGAGAGUAUGGUUCUUAAACUGAUAGGCAGAUAAGGGGUAAGCUUAGGGUUAUGAUGUGGUUCUUUUUUUUUUUGGUGUAACUGGGUGUGGAGGACAAUGGAAAAACACAAAGAUAUUGCAUGACUUCUUAUGAGCUGCCACAGGACAGUGGUUUAGUGUCAAAAGAGCACAGCUGGGGAGAAGGAGCACAUGCCAUAAUACUUUGCCCUUUAACUCCCAGGAUCUUACUGUUAAUUCUCUCCUCUAGCUGCUACACAUUUCCUUACAAAUAGGUUCUGAGAAUUUGGUGUUAGAUCAUUGGUGUUGGAUGAAAACUUCUAUUUGAUGAGUUUUAGUAUUCUUCUUACCUGUUUUCUGGUCUAUGUAAGGAAAUUGUGGGGAGAAGUUACAUGUUUAUCAAUUUUGGGAGUUGAAGGGUUAAACUUCAGGCAAUCUAGUCUAAUUUUUAUAAUGUAUUCUGCAUAUAAUAUCAUGCAGUGUUUAUCAUUUUUUUUCAGUGUAUAUCAAGUGGUAAGCGUGAACGGACGACAGAGUCCAGCUGAAUCAUCCUACAAAAAAGUGUUAAAAUUAAGAGAAGAUAAGAAGACAGAAUGGAAGAAGUUAAAUUUGGAAACCAAAAGGAACAAAAAACAACAAAUCCUGUCAGAGAUGGAAAGUACUUUUCAAGGGAUGCAGAUGCCAGAAGGAGGCGUACAGACGGUAAGUGUACAGUUUCAAGUAAAAUUCUUUUCAAAGGCUCAUGGAAAACUUUAAAUUUUUAGUGCACAUAGUAAACAUCCAGAAAAACCUUAAUGUCACUCACAUAUUGCAAUCCUUUUCAACUUAGCUGGGAGGAGCUGGGUUUCAUCAUAUUGAUUUAUUUAAAUACUAUUGUAAAAGUUUAACCAGAUGGUUACGGAAAAAAACAGGCUUACCACAGUUAACAGAUUAUUCAAUGAAAUGAAUUUGUUAAAAGUUGAAUUUUUUCGUUGGGUUGCUAUUCAAACACACAGGCUAUACACCUUUUUCUUUUAUUUUGUUCUCAUGAUAGAAGAUUUCAUUGGAAAGCCUGAAGUUGAAGCAAAGCGUCCGUUCGACAAUGAUGGUGUCUAUGAGUGUGAGGGAGCUAUGGAAUUUUCAACCCAAAAGGAUCGCAUGACAACAAGCAUGGUAUUGAUUGUAAUACUGCUCCUUGUAGUUACGGUCUUUGGAGCUGGGAUUUUAUUCUAUGGUCAGCUAGAAAGCACUGCUAAUAUUAGCCAUGAAGAGUCGGCUCGCACAAGGACUCUAACAGAUAAACUUCAUGAGCGAGGUCAAAGAGCCCGCGGUAAGUUUUAUUGUAUCGGUAUUGACUUUAGGUUAGGACUCUCUCGAUCAAUUAGCCAAAACCAUCAUGAUAACAUGAGCCAGUGAGGACAGUAAGUGCACUAUAAAGAUAAUCUGCUCAAAGCGCGGGAAAGUUCUGGUGACUGAGUGGAGGAUGAUUUUUGAUUGGUUAAAGGGCAGACAACCUUAUGGACUUGAGGCCUGGUGAUGACAGUAAUAGAGUUUCAUAGCUGACGUUUCGAGCGUUCGCCCUUCAUCAGAGCGAGUAUAUUUCUUAUAUUUGCAGUACUUUGCAAGAGCCGAAUCGGGCUUGAUCAAAGUGAUCUGUGGAAAUUUCAUCAAUACUGCAAUUCGCAACCUGUUAUUGAGUUAUUUUUUUUCAUAAAAAAAUAACUGUGUUAGCUUAUAGAGUGGUAUGUUGCUCGCACCAAUCAGAUCGCGGCAUUAGGGUAUGUAUCUCGAACCAAUCAUAUCAUAGCAUUUGAAUAUCCUAAACCAAUCACAGCGUUUGGGCGUUGUUUUCUUGUAAAUGAUGUCAUGGAUCAAGGGGCUGUGCACAAAGAGUGACAUUAACUAAACAUUUUGGGCUCAUUUGAUUAGUGCAAUGGUUUGUGGCCAUCGUGAGAGCCUCGUCGAUUAAGGUCGAGAGUUAUGGGGGGUAUUAAAGGUAGGCAUUGAAACUUUUAAGUUAAAACGUGUUUUUUCCGCUCCCUAAUUCACAACGUACACGCCAAACAACUUACAUUUCAUUACGUACCAUGAAAGCAAUGUGUACUCAUCAGAACAUACCUAAUCAUUGUCCUACACGAACAUAAGGCAAUUUUUCACGUGCUUGAAUUGUAUUCCACUAAUAAAAUUUCAUUUUGCCACAUUGGACUUCGCUCUACCACGUGUCAUUUUCUUGUUAACAAUCUGCAUUUUUGCAGCUAAGAACACUACUGAAACGCGUAGUUGAGGCCCGCACGGGAUUUGAACCCAUAACCUCUGCUAUACAGGUGCAGCGCUCUACCAACUGAGCUAACAAGCCAACUGGGAGCUGGUCAAUGUGUUGGGUCCAAAUAAACCAUCCAAGUAAUGAAUGAUGAUUUAAGAUAUAUGAAAUUCAUAUAUUUUCACUGCGGUGAAUAGAUGAAAUUAAGAGAUCCUCGCAGGUCCUAUUUUCAACUACUCGUUUCAGUAGUGUUCUUAGCUGCGAGGAUCUCUUAAUUUCAUCUAUUCACCGCAGUGCAAAUAUAUGAAUUUCAUAUAUCUAAAAUAACCUGCAUUUUAUUACGUAUUCUAUCUGCUUUGUCCAGCCCCACUGAAAAAAAUUCACAUGGAACUAAAUGCUACUGAUGUUGAGUUUUCCACGCAAAUCUCCCGCGUUUGACUUUUCUACGAAUCAAAGUCACUUUAAGCUACCUUUAACCCAAUUGCGUUUUAAUUCCUUGUAAAACAACCUGCAUCAUAUCUUUGGUUAGGUUCUGUUAGAGGUACAACAGAAUUUCAGUUUGCUUUUCGUGAUAAAAUUAAGCGGAAUUACAUUUUUGAGGUAACUUACUGUAGACGAGUAAUUUUGAUUUUUUUUCUGUUAGAGGAACGGCAGUAAGCGUAGUCUCUUUCGCAACCGUUAUUUAGUCUCGUCACGCAACCCGCGCUCUCUCUCAAACGGGAAAUGGAGGGCGUUGUGUGACGAGAUCAAACAACGGCUGCGAAGGAGACAACAAUAAGCGAGUCACCGAUGCGGUUCAUUUUAACUGAGAAGUAUUUCGGUAAGAGAGACAGUAGACCACAUAAUAUCUGUGUGAGUUCAGAUAAACUAGGUUUUUUCUGUCUUAUGCGAUAUUUUCGUUUUUUGAAAGUUAUGCUCUUUUCGGUGACAAAAAUGAAAACAUCCAGAACAAACUGUCCCAUCUCAACUCACCUAGCGGAAAAAAUAACUCUUGCAUGCAAUGCAUGCCUAUGUUUUUUUAAAUCUGCAAAAUAAAAACCUUCUCUUACCUUUGAAUUUCUCUGGGUGUGGAGUGAUUAGGUGGGUUUUUGGAGGAGUUGAUUCCACCCUCUUCACUGCGUUUCUCCUGAUACAAAACAAUCAAACAGAUCGCGCAGUUUCCAGGACUUCUCAGGGCUAAGAACCUCUGGAACUUCGCUGAAUUUCUCUUACUCUCACAUGUCGCUACUCUUCUGGCUUCAGACUGGUUUUGAAUUCGAGAAAGAUUCAUCAAAGAAGACCAUUUCUGUCUAAUCAUGUAUACGUGGCAAUACUGUGUGCGAACUUCGGAAAUCAAGUAGACUUUUGAGGUAGUAAGAGACGUUAUUGCGAUUACAUUUGAUAUGGAUCUUGCAUAUUGAUCAAACUUAAACACAAAAUCAUUUACCGUAUCAAUUAAAAUGACGUCACCUAGCCUUAAAUUCCUGAGGGUUGGCUGCCUGUGAUUGGUUGACGUGGUGUGGCGUCAGGUGGCGUGAGGUGGAAUGAGGUGUGGGAUGCAUGGUCCAGUCACCCAGCUUGAUAAUUCACAUUUGAGUGAAAUAUCAGAUUACAUCAUCACACAGUUAGAAACACCUUUUUUUAACCUCACAAAUGAAAGAGUCAUUAUCAUUUACGAAUCUACAGGAAAGCCCAACCACAAGCCACGAGAGUCGGGUACGUCAGUUCCUGUGGAGGAAUUCGAAGAACAUAUACGGCGUCUACAAGCCAACAACGGUUUGUUAUUCUCUCACGAGUACAAUGCUCUCAGUUCGCAGGCUGAUUUCACAUGGAAAGCUAGUUUGGCGCGGGAGAACAUGCGCAAAAACCGUUACAUCAGCAUUGUUGCGUACGACCACAGCCGAGUAAAACUGUCACCGAUCCAAGGAGUUCCCGGGUCUGAUUACAUCAACGCCAACUUCCUUGACGGUUAUCAGAAAAAGAAGGCGUACAUCGCCACCCAGGGACCCUUACCAGAGACCGAAAGCGACUUUUGGAGAAUGAUCUGGGAACAAGACUCGAGGACUAUUGUCAUGGUUUGUAUUUAUUACGGCGUUCAUUAUUCCGUUAACCCUCUGAACUCGCGAUGGAAUAUCAGAGUUUGACAUCAGCUUUUGAGAAUCUGUCAAAUUCAUUUAGAAUUUGUAAAAUUUCAGUGUCAAUUUUGAUCGAUCGAAAUGUUUGAAGUGUGAACCCGCCAUAUUUGUUCUUGUUCACUUAUCUUCUGAUUUCCUCCUGCUUUAUCAUAAACCUCGUCUGUCCAUCCCCUCCCAGGUAACAAACUUGGAAGAGCGUGGUCGUAUUAAGUGUCACCAGUACUGGCCGCCAGAGGGUGCGAGGGUAUAUGGCGACAUCCAAGUAACACUGAAGCAAGCUGUGAAGCUCAGUGAUUUUACCAUCCGUACAUUGAAUCUCAAGAAGGCUAAUGGUACAGAUGAAAGAACAGUGAAUCAGUAUCAUUACACAAUAUGGCCAGAUCAUGGUGUUCCCACCAGUCGUUCUUCACUCCUCAAGUUUGUGAGAAAGGCUUCUGAAGUAAAUCCACCUGAUGCAGGUCCCAUGGUAUGUACAGUGUUACUGUCUACCAUAAAACGCUCUCUCUCUCUCUCUCUCUCUCUCUCUCUCUCUCUCUCUCUCUCUCUCUCUCUCUCUCUCUCUCUCUCUCUCUCUCUCUCUCUCUCUCUCUCUCUCUCUCUCUCUCUCUCUCUCUCUCUCUCUCUCUCUCUCUCUCUCUCUAUAUAUAUAUAUAUAUAUAUAUAUAUAUAUAUAUAUAUAUAUAUAUUCCAUUUCUUGAUUACUUGCAAUGUAUAGCUUUCGUUUUUUAAUUAAGAUAUAGAGAAGAGUUAUAAAGAGAAUAAUUACAAUAAGAUAAAGAAAAUGGAGAAGGGCAUAAUAUAGCCAACUAAUUAGAUGCCCUUUAGGCUAAAUUACAUUUUUUCAGACAAUAAAACAAAAGCGGUACAUACAUAAGAAAGGGAAUAGGAAUCACACCUUUAACAACAAAUAUAUUAAUAGUGCAUGGUCAAGUUUCCUUAUAGACCGAUUUUUAUUCGGGUCGAAAAGUAUCCAAGGGCUUGUUUGGUUUUCAUUUGCUUCCCAUUGGUCCAGCAACUUCUACCCGAAUAACUGAUCAGGAGCAAAGCUAUGGCGACUUCUCACCCACUUUUUUCCGCGCUACAAGCAGAAUGCUUGCUUUUACUUUAAGCUCUUCGAAGAUAAUUUCCUUGGCUCUGGUCAGCCGCUGGGACUAUUUUGAUAUUAGCCAACCCAAUAGAAAAUCCUGCUAUUUAUACUGAUAGAACUUAGCUUCGGGUUCUGUGUGAACCUACCUAAAUUUGAGAAAUGUUGUUGUUCAGAUAUAAAGGAUAGUUCAGGUGAGUGUUGUAGAGGAUGAGGAUUGGGAAAACGAAGCGAUUUUUUCGAAGAUACUAAUCUGAGCAAAUGCGGCUCUUUCGGACUGCAAACAAUCCAUGCUGUACUCUCCACUAUGUUAAUGUAAUCCAGGCACUUGUAGACACAAGCAUUCUGCAAACUAAACAGACUUCAGACAAAUAGCGCAAGUUGUUUUUCAGCCGUGUUUCAGCCGAGUGAUUAUUUGAUUGACGACUGGGAUAGGUUCCUUUCUAGCCUACGAGCAGGCGCUCAUUAUUAACACUUCGGCAGGGGCGGUUCUCCUGUGGGGACGGCUCUUCGGCAGGGGCGGUUCUUCAACAGGGGCGGUUCUUCGGCAGGGGCGGUUCUUCGGCAGGGGCGGUUCUUCGUCUUCGGGAUAGUAUGAAGCCUUGGACAACAUGAGGGAGGGCUACAAGGGGCAGUUUAGCACAGUCUAGCACAGUCUGGCAGCAAACCUCUUCCCAACUCGGGGUGGAGCAACGUGUAAGGCAAAUAAUGAGGACAUGCUUACUGGCCAGUCAUCCUUUCACGCUCGGAAUAAUUGGUUUAAGUGGGAAGAAAGUGUUUUGUUUCAUUGUUCAAGGAACCACUCACUUAAACUGAUUUGUUGCUUUUACUUUUAUUCGGGUCGUUGGUCUUCGAAGGAAAACUGUAAGUAAUACCUGGCAAGGGUAGACAAACUCCAGAGGGGUAAGAAUGAAUUAAAAAGGGAACAAGAAUUUAUAAAAAUAGGGAUAAAAUUGUAACAUUUAACGAGAUGUGAUGUAGCCCUUUACCAGUUUUGGCGUCUGUUUCCUCAGGUUGUUCAUUGCAGUGCUGGGGUGGGCAGGACUGGUACUUUUAUAGCAAUACAUGCCAUGUUACAGCGUCUUGCUGCCGAGAAAUCAGUCGAUGUAUCUGGAUACGUUAUGUCACUGCGACGUGAUAGAAAUGCCAUGGUAUACGUACAGGAACAAUAUGCUUUUAUUCACUAUGUUCUGUUGGAGGCCAUCAAGUCUGGAAACGCUUGAUACGUGCAAAUAUCUUAGAUCACAUAUUGAUAAUAAUAAUAGU
Molecule: messenger RNA, 18713 nt
Organism: Pocillopora meandrina
Lineage: Eukaryota; Metazoa; Cnidaria; Anthozoa; Scleractinia; Pocilloporidae
Source: the annotation of a GenBank genome assembly